CGAAGACUCGUAUGCCUAGAAACAGCAAGCAGGGUGAUGACGAAAAUCGGAGGACUUGACUAUCCUCACGUUGGAUUUUAUCUCAAGUUCUCAUUUACGUGGGCGAGCGAACAUGGCAUUUAAAUAGUAAAAGUGUAUGGCAGUAGUCCCAUUUCUUAAACCGUUCCCGUGAAGCCAGCUGCGGUGCUCAGCAUGACGAUCGUGCCGUGCUUGCUUGUUUGCCGAGUGAGAAGGUAAAGGGACAGCUGCAUAGUAGCAGUUAAGGAUUGCUUGACUUUUCCACUUUAAGGGUUUUGUUUUUUCUUCUCCACUGCUCACCUUGGUUGCAUCUGGUACCUUAGAAGAUCUUUCAUUCAAUUUUUAUUUUUUUUUUCUUGAAGGCAUGUCAGACGAUUACAGAUGGAAAAUGCAAAGCCAAGAAAAGUCUUUUUUAAGUAUUGCAGAAUAAGGAAAUAUGGCCUGAAUGAGGUUGCCUGUGCCACAUAAAUGCUUUGAAGUUUUGUAAUGGCAGAAGCUAGGUCUUCAGAAAUAAAAAGAUCCCGAAUAAGUUUGUCACUCAGUAAAAAUAAGAAAAAAAGAGGAUCAGUAAAAAAAGUGGAAAGUAAAGGAACACCAUCUAUACCUGCAGCAUCCUCCUCUAUUGUUUCCUUUUUUAACAAUGUGCCCCCUGCCAAAAUUAAAUGUCCCAUGUGUGGGCAAAUGGUGCCAAGAUAUGGAAUAAAUGGGCACAUGGAUGAAACAUGUCAGAGAAAACACGGUGAGAUUGGUGUCAUUGACUCAACACUCGACUCUUUUAGGAAUUGGAGUCCCCCAGCUGCAAGUCUGAACAAUAAUUCCAGCUCAUAUUUUUCAAAAAACCUCUUAAAUCUAGAAACAAGUCCACCCAAAAGCAGCUUAUUGAAAACAGAAGGGAGUGCAGCACAACAGAUUAGUCCUUACUUUAGCAAUAAUAGUUCAGUCUGUAGUGUUAACAAUGAACCACGGGCUCAGACAGUUAAAAUAGUCUCUUUGGGAAGCUUAGCAUCUAAACUGUCCAGAAGACGUUGUAUCCAGAGAGGAAAACAGAUCGUGUAUAAAGAGAUCGACUCUUCACCUCCAGCUGUUCACAAUACGUGCAAAAGUGCUGUAGCAUGGGAUGGUGAUGAUGGGAUUUAUACUGGGCAUAGUUCUCAGAAAGAAAAUCAGCUUGCUCAGAGGGAGCGCCAGGAACAGAAUUUUUCAAAGAAGGAACUGGAAUUUCAAGAACAAGUAAACAAAUGUAAUGGAGAAGACCUUGCAGAUAUUGUUCAGGUAUCAUUACCAGCUGAUAACAUUAAUGGCAGAAGGUUACCACCUGGUACAAGGAGCACCAAAACAGCAAGUAGGUCUGAAGGUGUGAUACUUAGUCCUGAUAAAUUUGAAACACAUCUAGCCAUUCAUACUUCAGCAGAACUGACCAAUAGUUUGGAAGUCAAGACUCAGCCUCAUGCUCAGGUUGUUCCUUCUUCCAAGACAGAAGUGAACUGUGGUACACAAAAUUGCUUUAGCAAGGGUGAUGUACAGGUACUUCCUGUGGAAGUUCAUGAGGACUUUAAGGAUGAGCUUAACCAUACUUUGUCAGAAACUGUGGAAAAGGUAGAAUUUCAAAAUUCCAUUGGGGACAUUUUAGACAAAAUAAAUGAGGUUAGCUCUGUGCCUAGCUCUCCUGGUCACCCGUAUUACCUCCAGAAUUUUUUAGUGGUGCUGCGAGCAGUCUUAGAAAACGAAGAUGAUGCCAGACUCUUUGAUGAGCAAGAUAUGAACGUUAUAACCAAGUUCUGCAACUUAUCAGUUGGUGGGCAGAAGUUAUAUGUGAGACUUUUUCAACGCAAGCUGAACUGGUUAAAGGUGAACAAAAUAGAGUAUGGAGAGAUAAGUACGGAUUUGUCACCAAUAAUUGAAGAACUGGCUGAAGCCAGAUUUCUGCAAACAGAAUCUGAACUGGAAGACCUGUGUGAAGGGUUGGAUUUGCUUUCAGCCCCUGAGCUAAAAACAUUGGCAAAGAUCUUUCACUUGCCAAACCCAAAUGGUCAGAAACAGCAACUCGUGGAUGAUUUUCUGAGGUUGGCGAAACAACGUUCAGUCUUCAGUAGGAGUCAGGCUGGUAUUGGGACAGUGAUUUUAAAAAGGGUGAAGGACCUGGCUGGAAAAUCUGUCAGGGUCUGUAAAGGCCCUCGGGCUGUCUUUUCUCGAAUUCUGCUGCUAUUCUCACUGUCUGAGUCAAUGGAGGAUGAAGAAGCUGGUAGUGCUGGUCAAGGCCAGCUCUCUACAGUCCUUAUGGUAAACAUGGGGCGUAUGGUAUUCCCCAGGUACACUGUAAACAGGAAAACGCAGGUCUUCCAGGACAGAGAAGAUCUUAUCAGGUAUGCAACUGCUGCUCAUCUGUCGAAUGAUAUAGCCACUGCAAUGGUAAAUGGGAACUGGGAGGAAGCUAAUCAUCUAUAUAUGUGUGCUAAAGAAACAUGGAACGAACUGAAAAAUCACCCCUCUUUGAGCUAUCACAGAGUUUUACCUGAGUAUCUGCGACAUUUCACAGUUGGCUGGGUGUAUACAAGAAUCCUUUCUCAAGGUGUUGAAAUUUUGCAGAGACUUCACAUGUAUGAGGAAGCGGUGCAGGAGCUGCAGACUCUUCUGUCUCAGGAUGUGUAUUGCACUGACAGCAGAGGGCGAUGGUGGGAUCGCCUUGCUCUGAAUUUACAUCAGCACUUGAAAAACACUAAGAAGGCCAUUGACUGCAUUAGAAAUGGGCUGGCAGACCCAUUUGUACGUACUGGGCAUCGUCUCUCUCUCUACCAGCGGGCUCUGCGAAUCAGAGACUCGCCAAGCUGCAAGCAGUUCAGAUACCUGUUUUUUGAUCUGCCAGUCAUAACUGUGGAGGAUGUGACACAUGUUACGAUCAAAGGAAAGAUGUGUCCUCAGAUGGGAAUGGGAAAAUCUGUAUUUCUAAUGGAGGAUAUUGGUGAUGAAGAAGGAGGUGAAGAUUUCAGUGUAUCCACAGUCAUGUGCUCAGUUGAGGAGCUUGCGUUAACUCAUUACAGACAGAAUGGUUUCGAUCAGGGUAUUCAUGGGGAAGGCUCAACGUUUAUUACGCUGUAUGGUAUUCUAAUGUGGGAUAUCAUUUUCAUGGAUGACAUACCUGAUGUUUUCAGAAAUUCCUAUCAGACAUCCCCCCUGGAUUUAUACACUGACAGCUUCUAUGACAACAGGAGGGAUGUCAUUGAGGCCAGACUCCAGGAGCUUCAUACAGCUUCCUCAGAGACACUGGCAAACUUGAUCGCUGACAUCUGGACCAUUCAGGAGGGAAAAGCAGCAGCACUAGUUAACUGGGGGCGUUUUAGUUCCCUCCAGCAAGUUCAGAGCCUUGUCUCUUGCCUUGGAGGAAUGUUUCUGAGCGGUGUUUUUAGGCGACUUUCCAAAGAUCUACGCCAUUGCAGAGGGGGACUUCCUGACCUGGUUGUGUGGCGUACUCACACUAAUCACUUCAAGCUAGUGGAAGUGAAAGGUCCCAAUGAUCGCCUGUCCCACAAGCAGAUAAUCUGGCUGAGUGAACUGAAGAAGCUGGGCGCUACAGUAGAAGUUUGUCAUGUGCAAGCCAUUGGAGGCAAGAGUAAACGCCUCAGUUGACAAUCACAUUGUCCCUGCUUUUCUUGGAAAAAACAAACACACAGCCCCUGCUAUUUUUUUUGUUGUUGUUGUUAGAGGAAGUUAAAGAAAACCACCUGAAGUUUGCUGUGGAAAGGUAUGGACUUUUAUUUAGUCUAAUUUAUUUCACAUUCACAACUCAGCAUCAGGAUUUUACAGUCUUCCUGGCACUGCUACUUUACUCAAUAAAUCAUUAUCAGGCACAAAGGUUUUAGUUUCAGUUGAAAUAGUGAGCUCUAAACCAUCACAGCAACAGCAUUAGAAACCUACUGCCUAGAGCAAUUUGAGGUACAGAUUUCUGUCUCUUAUGUUAGAGGCAAAGUUAAGAUUUUGUCCUUUGCUUAAAUUAAAUAUAUGUUAGAAAUUUUUUGGUUUUAAUGUCUUUCCAUCUGAGAGUAAGCCAAAACCUUUGCCCCACUUGCUACAUUUUCAUUAAAAAUACAAGGCAGUUAAUAUCAAAGUGGUAUUGCAGGCAGGUGCACAUUAAACACACGUGCAGGCCUGGGUAUACAUAUACACACAAACGCACAUUUUUCAAAGCAUUUCUGGAAUGAAAGAAAUCUCUUCAAUACAUGGCAGUAAAUGGUGAAUAAAGUUGUACUGCCAUGAUCACUAAGUCUACAAUAAGCUCUACCUCACAGUACUUAAUGACACUGGAGGUACACUUUUAACCAUAUCAACCAGCGUUUCAUAUUCCCCCCCCGCAUGGUUUACAGUGUAGUACAAAAGUCAUGAUAUAACAGCUAGUAACAGCCAAAAUAGUGCACAUUUUCUAGAAACAGACAAAAAAAGAUGAGCUGCUUGGUAGUUUCUCUACUCUUGCAACACCAAAAUGGCAUUAACAGUAUCUUGUUUUAAAUGGUGAACAGAAAUUAAAAUUUGAAAAUGUGUACAUAUAUAUAUAUACACACACACAUAUAUAUACACACACUUUUAUGUCAGUACUCUGUACAUAGAAGGCAAAGAUACAUACUCAAACCCCAAAAUUGCUUUUGAAAGGUACAAAAGAUGUUCAGAGCAGUCCCUACUGACUAUUGCUAAGGCAACUGUGCAGAGUGGAGAAAAUUUUAAAAUUAACACUUAGUACCUGUCUUUCAAAAGUAAAUUAAAAAAAUUAAGAUGUUUAACUUAAGAGGAAGAAAAAACAAACACAAGCACGCAUGCACACACAGACACACAGUAGUUGUUCAAAUUCCCCAGAAGGCAAGGCCUGUACAACCCUGAGGAUGCAGAACCUUGUCUAUAUUUCCAGGGAAAGGUGGAUAGCUCCCCUUCCUCCCUGCAGGAGGUGCCCCCAUCUCUCCCCCACGCUUAUCACCAACUCAGCCUCUGCUUGCUUAACUCCCCUUUUUGAGCUGUGUAAAAUUUCUUUUUAAGUCUGUUUGGCAAAUAGAUAUUUAGACAGCUUUUAUUAUAAAGGCAUAUUAUUUUUAACCCCCUCCCAUGCUAUAUAUAUAUAUAUAUAUAAAAAAUACAAAGACCAUCUGCAGCAUCUGUACACAACUUAGAACUGAAAUGUUAAAAUGUCUGAAAUCUCCUUAUAAAAGACAAUCCUGUUUAAAUAAGUACCCAUUUUUUCCCCCAAAGGGUACUAGCCUAAACAUUAAUUUUUUUUUUUUUUUUUUUUAAUUCCACCAGCUGCCUGUGUGGAAUAAUUUAUUUACACGUUUUUUGGUACCUUUAAACCAAAAAAGUUACACUUCUAAGGAAAAAAAGAAAAGUACACCAUAGUUUUUAACUGUAAUUUUAAAAAGAAAAAAAAAAAAUUGGUACCAAAAGACACUAAGCACACAGGUUGAGGUCUUUUAUGUCAAGUAUCAGGGCAGGGAAAGCAGUAAGCUAAUGGAAAAAAAAAAAAAAUCACAAAAGCAAACUAAUACAAACAUUUGAAAUAAUAUAAGUCAGAUGACUGCUUCAGCAAGUUGUAAAUGAACACUAGUUUGUGGACCAUUUAACAUGCUCAGACCGUCUUGCAGCAUAAUUAGGCCAUUGAGGUGAAUACACGUUUCUUCCUCACAAACUGUUGACCAGAACCAAUCUGGCAUUAUGUCAUAACAUGCAUGUGCGUGCCCGCAUGCAGAUGCGCAUAUGCACAUGCAUGCACACACACGCUCAGCUGAUUUGCAUAAAAAAGGGGGGUUUGGUUAGUUAAAAAAGGAAGUCUACCCCACACCUCACCUUAACUCACCUUUACAAUGAAACUGCCCACUUAUCGCCACCAAACCAAACACAGUGUGAGAAAGCAGCAUAGCCAGUACCCCCAACAGCUUUGUACCUUAGGUAAUUUUUAGCCUGGGGAAAACAGGGUCCUGUAUGCACUGGACUUUUCUAGCACAAAGCUUGCACCUAUAAGGCCACUCCAGAUGCGUAGUCUCUAAAAUAAAUCCUUGAGCAAUCUUAGCCAUCCAAAACCCACGUUGCAAUUUAGGCUGUGCUGAAGACCAGUUUGGUUUUACAAACAAAUGAAAAGCUCCAAAUCCCAUCCCUCCCUGCCUUUUUUUAAACUGUAAUAUACUGCAUAUUAUUAUCGUACAGCUUUUUCACCCCCCUCCCCGAUAACUGAGAAUAGCUUAUAGUCUAUCAUACAAGGCCUUCGGUGCCUUAACCUGAGUCAGCACCUGAAUAGAAGCUUGGCAUUGGUUCAAUAGCAUUUGUGUUUUACACAGAAAUCAGUUAAUACAAAAUACAGCCUCACUGUUAAGAGAAGGCAGCCAACAAAAGCCUUAACUACGAGAAUGACACAUUACUAUUCCUCCACUCUCCCAGUAUACUUUCUUGGUUUUCUCCCUAUGAAACUUGAGACAUUUUCUGGCACAGCAUCCAGGGGAGAGGUAUCAUUUAAAAGCUUUUAGAGUGAAGAGGAGGCUACUGCAUUAAGCAGAGGAGGCUGUUGGAUUUAAUUCCCUCAAGCAGCACUUGUCCAUUGCACUGUCCAUAUGGACAUGCAUGUAUGUAAGAAGGCGGCACCACUAACCGCUCUUCUUCCAGCACCUACUUACAAGUGACAACAGCACUAGCACCCCUCGUGGAUUUGGCCACUUGGAGCAUGUCCUCCUUUCUGGAACCCAGUAGGGCUUAAGUAUGAAUUCUGCUGAAAGCUACUUCAUCCUGCAACAGGAUGAGGAGAGGGUUGGCAGGGAUCAGGAUCCAUGCAGGGAUACAAUGCUGAGUAUUUGAGGUGCUUACAUUAAAAAGUGAGGCUCUCAUGAGACUUAGAAAUGAGCUUAACCUUAAAGAGGAAAAACCUGCUGUCUCUUGAGCUGGCCUUCUGUUAUUUCCAGAAAUGGAGAGGAGGAUGCAGGGGAUGGAACAAUAACUUACCGUAACAACGUACUGUAAAAAGUUGGGGGCAAAGGGUGUCAGGUCAGCUGCAUUAGAGUAAUCUUGCUACUGUUUCCUCCCGAUUAAAGGCACUUCUAAAGCUACUGCAAUACCAUAUCUACAGUAAUGUUUUAAGGUUAACAGUGCAUUGUCCUGAAGUUGAUUCCUAUAGUCUAAAGUCAAGCUCAUGACAAAGAGCACAAAUCUGACUAAAUGUUAAUGAAUACCUUUUGGGGAGAGAAAGAAAAGGGAACAACCACCCCAUGGAUACACACUGCAUUAACACAUAUGUAGGAUGAUCCAAGUCACAGAACGUUAGUAUGUAUCUAUGUAUGUAUGCACGUAAGUAUUCUUCCUGAAGAGGCAAUCUGAUAAAAUAGCUUGUUCCCAGA
This is a messenger RNA of Harpia harpyja (harpy eagle), 7373 nucleotides long. It is a transcript of the gene FAN1, whose product is annotated as FANCD2 and FANCI associated nuclease 1. The transcript has 14 exons. Lineage: Eukaryota; Metazoa; Chordata; Aves; Accipitriformes; Accipitridae. Bases 505 to 3642 code for a protein of 1045 amino acids. Gene Ontology annotation, molecular function: 5'-flap endonuclease activity; flap-structured DNA binding; 5'-3' exonuclease activity. Gene Ontology annotation, cellular component: nucleus. The record is from RefSeq and is a predicted model, not a curated record. Gene Ontology annotation, biological process: interstrand cross-link repair.